Messenger RNA from Stereum hirsutum FP-91666 SS1, 1244 nucleotides. RefSeq names its product alpha/beta-hydrolase. The coding region runs from base 107 to 1111 and encodes 334 amino acids. The record is from RefSeq and is a predicted model, not a curated record. The transcript is spliced from 8 exons. Gene Ontology annotation, molecular function: hydrolase activity. NCBI's taxonomy places the organism in Eukaryota, Fungi, Basidiomycota, Agaricomycetes, Russulales, Stereaceae.
UUUGAGCGAACUACAUCGCAAGUAUAAAAGCAGGGAUUUCUAUUCGUCUCGAAGAUCCAUCAUUUGACCUCUGAGACGAUAGUUGUCUGCUUAGAUCACUACGAAAAUGGACCCCACUCAUCCAGCGAGUUUCACUCAUGAGAUUGCUAAGCUCUCCACUGGUCGGACAUAUCAUUACAUCGACCAAAAGCCCGAUGACUAUGAUCCCGCACAUACCCUCACCAUGCUCUGCGUACACGGCUUCCCUGACUUCUGGUAUGGUUGGCGCUUCCAGAUCGGGCCUUGGGUUCGCAAAGGCUAUAGAGUCAUUGUGCCUGACAUGCUCGGAUACGGCGGUACGGACAAACCUGAGAGCGCGGAAGAAUACUCGACGAAGAAACUGUGUGCUGAUUUGAGCGCAUUACUGGACCAUAUCAAGGUCGACCGUGCGAUCGUCCUCGGGCAUGAUUGGGGAGCCUUUGUCGUCGGUAGAUUCGCAUUGUGGCACCCCGAGAGACUGUUGGCCCUCGUAAUAUUAUCAAUCCCGUACACCCCGCCACGGCCGAAUUACCUUUCUCUCCAAGAAGUCGUGAAGCAUAUCCCGCACUACGGCUAUCAGCUUUACUUUGCUGAUUCGAGUUCGACGGCUGAAAUUGAAAGCAAGCUCCCCCGAUUCCUCGGACUGAUGUUCGGGUGCGUCAAGAUGGAUCGGUCCUUUGUGUACGAGGGUAACCUGAGAGGUAUCGUGUUAGACGACAAAGAAGAACCCGGUCCCAGCCCAAAGCUCUCUGACGAGGAACUGAAAUACUACACCGAACAACUGAAGAAUAUGAACGGGCCCCUGUCAUAUUACCGUACAACGAAAACCCGCUUCGACGAGGAGAAAGCUGCAAACUUACAGGGAAAGUUCCCCGACGAUCUUCCUGUUCUUUACAUUUGGGGCACGCACGACCCGACCACCACUCCCGAGUCCCUGAAAGUCUCCCGUGCGAUGAUUCCGAAACUGAAGGACGUCGCGAUCGAUGGGAUUGGGCAUUGGAUUAUGGUGGAAGCAAAGGAAGAGGUGACGGGCAACGUGGAAAGGUGGUUGGAGGAGCUAGAGUUUGACGUGAAAGCGGGUUCGAAGCUCUAGUUCUCGUAGGAUAGGCAGAGGUGAACAGUGAAAGCUAGCUCGAGUCUCCAAGUGGUGCACCGGUGCUGAGGACGAUCAAUGCUGGAUGAGGAAGAAAUACUCAUGCAUAUGAAUUCAAGUUGCCUGAAAGUUG